Messenger RNA from Eriocheir sinensis (Chinese mitten crab), 1836 nucleotides. Its product is annotated as metabotropic glutamate receptor 4-like. The transcript is spliced from 13 exons. Gene Ontology annotation, cellular component: membrane. The record is from RefSeq and is a predicted model, not a curated record. Gene Ontology annotation, biological process: G protein-coupled receptor signaling pathway. Gene Ontology annotation, molecular function: adenylate cyclase inhibiting G protein-coupled glutamate receptor activity. Bases 1 to 1836 code for a protein of 611 amino acids. NCBI's taxonomy places the organism in Eukaryota, Metazoa, Arthropoda, Malacostraca, Decapoda, Varunidae.
AUGGGUUUUGAGGUCACUGGAGGACAUAGGGGCAUCACAUUUGGGUUCUUUGGUGCGAGCUCAAUCAGUAACAUAGACGACGGAGAGUACAAGUGUCGAGACGGCUCAUCCCCGGAGGUGCACAACAAGGUGAUCUCAGGUGUGGUGGGCGCCGCCUCGUCCGUCACGUCCAUACAGGUGGCCAACCUCCUCCGACUCUUCAAGAUUCCGCAGGUGUCUUUCUUCUCGACGUCCCCGGAGCUCAGCAACAAGCAACGGUUCGAAUACUUCUCCCGAACCAUCCCCUCGGACCACUACCAGGUGAAGGCCAUGGUCGAGAUCGUCAAGAAACUCGGCUGGUCCUACAUCUCCAUCAUCUACGAGGAAUCGAACUAUGGGAUCAAGGCCUUUGAGGAGCUCGAAGGACUCCUCUCCCAGAACAACAUCUGCAUCGCCGUGAAGGAGAAGCUGGUGAAGGAUUCCGGGGUGGCCGAGGAGGGGGCCUAUGACCACAUCGUCCAGAGGCUCCUGCAGAAACACCGGGCCAAAGGUGUGAUCAUCUUCGGGUCGGACCAGGAGGUGGCCGGUGUUAUGCGAGCCGUCAGGAGGAACAAUGCCACCGGGUCCUUCUCAUGGAUCGGCUCAGAUGGCUGGUCGGCGCGCUCCCUCGUGUCCUCAGGUAACGAAGCCGAGGUUGAGGGGACGCUAUCGGUGCAGCCCCAAGCGAAUCCAGUGGCCGGGUUUGACGACUACUUCCUCGGCCUGACGGUAGAGAAGAACAAGAGGAAUCCUUGGUUUGUGGAGUACUGGGAGAACCACUUCAACUGUCGCUACCCGAACUCCUCGCUGACGCCCUACAACGCGGCCAUCGCCAGGGAGUGCUCGGGGGAGGAGAAGCUCACGGCCAAGACGACCCAGUUUGAGGCGCAGCUGCAGUUUGUAUCCGACGCGGUGAUGGCCUUUGCAUUUGCGUUUAGAGACAUGCAUCAGGUUUUGUGUAAUAACGCGAGUGGUCUCUGCGCCGAAAUGAAUCCUAUUGACGGCGAGCAGCUGUUGACCUACCUGAGAAAAGUUACGUUCACAGGCUUGAGCGGGGACAGGUUCAAAUUCGACGAGAACGGAGACGGGCCAUCCAGGUACAACAUCAUCCACUUCAAACAGCUGACCCGCGGCCGCUACGCCUGGUCCACCGUGGGCACCUACAUCGAGGGGGAGCUGAGCCUCAACAUGACCUCCCUACAGUUCAAGCUGGGUGAGCCGCAGCCGCCGUCCAGCGUGUGUUCCCUGCCCUGCCUCACCGGCCAGGCCAAAAAAUAUGUUGAAGGGGAAUCCUGUUGCUGGCACUGCUUCAACUGCUCCACUUAUCAGAUCGUAAGCCCCGUGGAUGAGACUCAGUGCAUCACCUGUGACUGGGGGACGCUGCCCUCGCCCGACCACCUGCUCUGCGACCCCAUCCAGGAGGUGUACAUUCGCCCAAACUCGUGGUGGGCGAUUGGGGCGAUGCUGUUCUCCUCCCUGGGCGUGGUGAUGACGGGCGUGGUGGUGUAUGUGUUCCUCACCCACCACGACACGCCUGUGGUCCGCGCCUCGGGGAGAGAGUUGUCGUAUGUGUUGCUAUCCGGGGUGUUCCUGUGCUACGCCAUCACCUUUGUCUUUGUGCUGAAGGCCAUAUGUGUCGGUAUCACAGUCGUCGAGAAUGUGCGCGCCAAGACGGACCCCGGGUAUGAAGUCCACUUGGUCAUUGAUGAAGUCCAGCGUAUACAACAUCGCCUCAAGGGCCUGGACUCCCCCCUGCGGCAUGAUGGGACCACAUACCACAUCGUUAUGCCGCUCAUGGACCAUCAUAAGUCCACCUAG